Molecule: messenger RNA, 918 nt
Organism: Cryptomeria japonica (Japanese cedar)
Lineage: Eukaryota; Viridiplantae; Streptophyta; Pinopsida; Cupressales; Cupressaceae
Exons: 1
Coding region: 1-918 (305 amino acids)
Source: RefSeq, a predicted model, not a curated record
AUGAAUAAUCAUUGGGAUGCUUUAUUUGGGGUUAAGCUAACUAGAAAGUCUUCCUUUCCUGUUGUCUCUGUCACUUGUGAUAAGGUUAGCGAUAAGAUUGCUCUGUCUAUCCCUAACCAGGUGAUUGACCACAACAUUGAUGUCAUGGCUCUCAUCCUUAUUGGAAAGUUCUCUGGGCCUACACCCAACAUUGACUCAGUGAGGAUUUUUGAUAGUUGGAGGUGGAAGAUUAAAGGGCAAGUUGAGGUUUUGGACGUCCCUCGCGGUUUUUUCUCCUUUGUGUUCUCAUGCGUUGAGGAUAUUCUUACUAUUGUUUGUGGUGGCCCUUGGAUUAUUGGGAGGUCCUCUUUAACCCUUAGGAAGUGGAGUCCAAAUAUGGACAUGUUUGAUGCCUUUUUUGAAACCAUUCUUGUCUGGGUCAAGCUGUUAGGGCUUCCUCUGAAAUAUUGGCAUGAAGAUAUUUUCAAGGGCAUUGUUGGAGUGUUUGGGGAACUUCUAUCCAUUGAUCCUAUGAUGACUACUAGGAAAAGAAUGGUCUAUGCCAGGAUUUGUGUGGGGGUGUGUAGAUCUAAGGAUCUUCCUUCGUCAGUUGAACUGGUGUCAAAGUUGGGAACAAUAGUUAAAACUAUUGAGAUUGAAUUGUUACCUUAUGUUUUCUUCUUGUGCAAAAAGGUGGGCCACUGGGCAAAGAAAUACCCUCACAAUACUAAGAGAGAUUCUAACAAAGGACCUCUUGUCUCGAAACCCAAACUUGUGGACACAGAAGCUCAGAUUAAGAAGGGUGAUUUUGUGCACCAAAAAGGGCCUGAUGGGAGCCACAAAACCAAUAAGGAAAAUAUUGUUCAACCUUUCCAGAAUAGUGAAGCGAAAGAAAUAGAUCAAGAGGAAGACAACAAAGAGAGUAACCAUGAAGAUUAA